CAAUUUUUAUGGCGCACCCUCGGCUCUUCCCAAAUCCAGGUAGUUAUCGCUUCAAAGUUGUUUUAGUAUCGGGAGGGGAAUAACAUUAGAACAACCGUUCAUGACCGUAAACCGUGUUAAAAAGAAACAUGAAAUUCGUUGUAAAUAUGCAACGAAAUCCGAAACCCGUUUCAUAUGCAACAAGUCCGCCGAGGAUCUUAUUUACAGCGGUCAGUUUCUUGCCGACUUUGCUGAUAUUUGCACGGGCUGACCGUUUUUAAAGUUAAAAGUCUUCAGAAACUUUGGUGUUGCUGUGGUCUUUUCACGAGUUGGAAACACAGGUACCACAUCAUGUCAUCCACACGAGUAGUGGCCAUCACGGGCUGUGACAGCGGGCUCGGAUGGGCCAUCGCAGCCCGGGCUGCCCGGGAAGGCCUGGUCACUGUUGCAGGGAUGCUGAAAGGUGCUGAUACUCCAGCCGGCCAAGCGCUGAAGAAACUCAGCGCUCACCCGUGCCAAUUAGACGUCACUGAUAAUAAUAGCGUGUCAGAUUUCAAAGAAUACGUCGACAAGCUGCUAAAAGAUAACCCAAACUAUAAGCUAUAUGCGAUUGUGAACAAUGCUGGAGUGAUGACGAUCGGCGACUACGAGUGGCAGAGGCCGAGUAUGAUAGAGGCUACCAUAAAUGUAAACUUAUUAGGGGCCAUGAGAGUGGUGUCAGCGUUUCUACCAGACCUUAGGAGAACAGCGCUACAGUUUCAGGGGGCACAGCCGCGCGUUAUCAACGUAGCCAGCCACUGCGGAUUACAACCACUAGCGGGCUUCGGGGCAUAUAGCGCCAGUAAGGCCGGACUGUUGGCGUGGACGCAAUCGUUGCGACUGGAACACGCGCCUCAUGACUUGACUGCAGUCGCUUUCAUACCCGGAGGCUUCGUUGGUGCCAGCAGCCUGUUAUCGAAACAAGCAGAUUAUGGAAGCAGCAUGCUAGAAAACUUAGACGAAGAACAAAAGGCAUUCUACGGCAAACGAAUCACAGCCCUCAAUAACUAUUUAGCAGCAGUUUCAUGCGAAACAAGUUUCGAUUCAUUGAAAGAUGAAAUUAUUAUAGAAACCUUUGUAAAAGCGUUAACUGAUGAGCACCCUAAGGAGUUAUACAAAGUAGAAUCAUGGAGAUACAUGUUUUAUUACAAUAUAUUAAAAUUACCGUUACCAGAAAGUGUUCGUCGUAGAAUAAUGAAUAGAUUUUUAAGUUUUCCUGUUGAAUAAAAUAAAGUAGGUAGCAUAACUUGUUUAUUCUGUGGACAAUCUAUAUUAAUAAUAAAACUGUGAAAACCAUCUGUUUGUCCAAAAAUUUCGUAUUUCUCAUCUGUGGGCUGGAGCAUGCUCCAUCUAAAAUAUAAAUAUUAUGUAGUUAACUCAAAGGUGACUGAAUCCACGCAUACGAAGUCGCGGGCGGCCGGCCGCUAAUCAUAACAAAACAUGGGUUUAAAUUUCGCGGCACAGCUCGAUCAGUUAGUUUUCGAUGGCAUCAAGCUUACAGUUAUUCUACACUGCAUCAACGAACUAUUUAGGCUAUGCUGGAUUUACACUAUGCGGAAAUUAGCCGAGUCAAGUAAAAAAAACAGAGGA
This is a messenger RNA of Ostrinia furnacalis (Asian corn borer), 1608 nucleotides long. It is a transcript of the gene sro, whose product is annotated as SDR family oxidoreductase shroud. The coding region runs from base 331 to 1245 and encodes 304 amino acids. The record is from RefSeq and is a predicted model, not a curated record. Gene Ontology annotation, cellular component: intracellular membrane-bounded organelle. Gene Ontology annotation, molecular function: oxidoreductase activity. Gene Ontology annotation, biological process: steroid metabolic process. Lineage: Eukaryota; Metazoa; Arthropoda; Insecta; Lepidoptera; Crambidae. The transcript has 6 exons.